AAUUUGAGGCAUGCGCACUUCUGCUUAAUGGCGGCGACUAUAAAAUCGGUAACAUACGUAAACAAAGCAAAAAUUUUAAGGAUGCUGUGAUGUAGAAAAAGUAUUUGUAUGUUUAAUUGAAGAGGAAUCACAAUUUCAGAAUUGAAUUAUGGAGAAUUAUCAUGUAUUAGAAAUCAUUGGUGAAGGGUCCUUUGGAAAGGUAUACAGGGGGCGUAAAAAGUAUUCUUCACAGGUUGUGGCAUUGAAGUUUAUUCCAAAAGUUGGGAAACCAGAAAAAGAACUAAGAAAUCUUAGACGGGAAAUAGACAUUAUGAGGAAUUUGCACCAUGACAACAUUAUUGAAAUGUUGGAUAGUUUUGAAACUGGGAAAGAGGUUGUUGUGGUGACUGAUUAUGCAGAAGGUGAAUUAUUCCAAAUUCUGGAGGAUGACGGCAGUCUGCCAGAGGAGCAGGUCCAGCUGAUCGCGUGUCAGCUGGUGUCUGCUCUGUACUACCUCCACUCCCAUCGGAUCCUCCACAGAGACAUGAAACCACAGAACAUCCUACUCGGGAAGUCCGGCAUCGUCAAACUCUGUGACUUCGGGUUUGCAAGGGCCAUGAGUUUUAACACUCUGGUACUUACCUCCAUCAAGGGUACACCUUUAUACAUGUCUCCAGAACUAGUUGAAGAGAAACCAUAUGAUCACACUGCAGAUUUAUGGGCCCUUGGCUGUAUUCUGUAUGAACUGUUCACUGGCACCCCUCCCUUCUACACCAACAGUAUCUUCCAGCUGGUCAGUCUGAUCAUCAAGGACCCGGUCAAGUGGCCCAAGAACAUGAGUUCAGUGUUCAAGGACUUUCUUCAGGGUCUGCUGACAAAGAAUCCACGAUCUCGACUGGCCUGGCCUGAUCUUCUACAUCACCCUUUUGUAGCAGAUGGUGUCAAUGUGAGAGAAGAGGACACAAACUUACAGAGCCCCUUUACACAACCCUUGACUGCCUCCAUGGUGAUUCUUAAAGAGAAGCAAUCCAAAGAAAAGGCCCAUCCUCCAGGUACCUCGAAAAUCCUAGCAAAGGCUCGCAAGAAAGCCAUGGAAGAGGAGAAAGGGAAAGACAAAGAGGAAGCACCAAGUGCAGAAAAAGCAACCACAAGUAAAGAAGCUUGGGGCCCCAGCAAAAAGAAUGAGGUCAAAUUGGACAUCAAGCAGCAACAGAAAGAGGUGGAAGCUAACCAGCAGGGCGGCGGGGAGCCCUGGGAUGAUACAGGGCUUAGCAAGAUGACAGAAGUGAGAGAGGAGACUGUGAGCCCGACCCCUCGCCCUGACAGAAUCAGUAAGGACUAUGAGAAGGAGUACCCCAGUAUUGAGAUUGAGGGGCGGAGGACGGUGAGGAAGAGUUCCAGUAAAGAGAAGAGGAAUAAAUCUCACGUCGACAACGUCAAGCUAGAAACAGAAGAAGUGGACAGUGAUGAUGAGUGGCAGGGACUGAUUGAACAGACAGACCAGGAGGGGGAUCCAGAUGUGGCCCUGAAACUCCUACAGGACGUCAAGUUCCAGAACAAGCUGAAGUCUCGGAUCCAGACCAGCUCAGCUCAGGUGCUGGACGGAAUGCUGGAGGGGGCAGCCAGGUUAAAAACCGUGCUUCGGGUCAUCACUAACCUAGUAACACUGAAAUGUGAAAUAAAAUGGAUUCUGGACUUUGUAAAAGCACUCUCUUUACCCAAGCAUCCACUCAAUAUGAUUGCUGAAAUUCUAGACAAGAAUAAAGUUAAGCAGCAACCCUGGUGCCAGCAGAUUCUGAUAGACCUUGUUAUUACCCUGAAUGCCUACUUUGCCAGUGAAAUCAGCUGGAAUGAUGACAUAGAUAAAGAUAUUGUUAAGGAGUAUUAUGAUGCCAUGGUACAGUUUAUGUCCUUGGUGCCACAGCUCUUAUUCCAACCAAAGGAUGAAGACCUCAGAUUGAGAGAACAGGCAGUACUGUGUGCGAUGUACACCUGUGAAGCCAUGGAGAGAAACAAGCUUCAGUUAGCUAACCAGUACUUCACUCACCUGGCCACUAAACAGACAAACACACUGGACUGUAUCCUCAGCUGUACCAUGGGAGAUCCUAAUGUCCUCAAAACACUCACUGACCUGGCUGAGGGUAAUGGUGAGGUAGCGGCUGACAGGAUGGAGGCUCUGAUACAGUUAGCUGUCACUACAAUAGCGGCCAUGGUCAAUCUACCUCUGUCUGUGGAUGAGGCCGCUGACGGCAGGAGAAAGAUUGCCCUGUAUGUUGGAGACAAACUGGCUCACCAUGGCUCAGAACAGCUUGCUGAUGAGUUCAUAAUAUUACUGAGACAUCCAGCUCACUGCUCAAAUGUUCUCAAGGUUGUGUAUGCCUGCUGCCAGGUGUCCCAGACUUUCAGUGCGUAUAUCUCCAACUCUACUAAACACAUGGAGUCCUUACUCGGCAUACUCAUGGGGAAGGUGGAAAUACAAGACAUGGAGAUUAACUCUGUGAUAGAGACGGUGAUACAUGUGUUCAGUACCAUCAUAAUACAGCUACAAACCUUGUCACCAGCACUUUCUGAUGCAGCUGGUCUGAUGAUUUCUAUCUUUCUGGAGUCUACCAUUGCCAGUCACACAGCGGCGGCGGCCUUGUUGUUCAGUCAGAUGAUCUAUUGUGGGAUGACUGUAGAAGUACAACCAGAGGAGAUGUUACAGGCUUGUCUAGCAGUGUUCACGGAUCUACAACAGAUUUGUGUAAGAUGUCCAUUUGACUAUGGGGUGUUGGAUGGACUCUUGUUACUUCUUUGUGAAAUGUUGGCCCAGUCAGAAGGCCCGGUUGCCCAGCUAUAUAUAGAAACAGGAAUCUGGGGGACCCUGUGGCACAGGGUGGCCCAGGCUCUACAGGUCACUAACCCCGACACAGACGCCCCCAUACAUGACAUCGAGAUGGAGUGUGACGAACAGCAGGGGUUCCACGCCCCCGAUUGGACCCUCGUAUCCCCUCAGGGCCUCAUGGCUGUUUUACAGUUAGCAGUCACUGUUUUCACCAAGGAGACUAACCAGUGUAUCCCUAACUUAGCUGUACCUGACAGUAUCAUUCUACUCACUAUUGUACAUCUUAUGCAUAAAGAAUUCCUGAGUUGUAUGUACAAGGGGUUCAGUAGUGACGGACCACAGUUAACUGUUGAUAUGAUCCUAGAAGUCACUCAGCUCUGUUGUUUUCCAUUCGCUGUUGACAUUGCUGAGGAUCUCCUUCUUGAAGUACAACAAUGUCUGUAUGAGACCUCUGUAUUGCCUCGUAUUUUCUAUGCCUGCACUAAGUACCUUCAGUUAGAUCAGCUGGAGACUGCUAUAGGCCUGCUGGCUAGGCUGGUACUAGGAAACCAGAUGUUUGUUGAACAGUUCGCUCAAGCUGUAGAAGAUUUUAAGGCUGUACAAUUUUUAUCUAACUGUGUCCAGUUAAGCAGUCCUCUCUCUGUUAUCUGUGAUGUGAUUUCCAUGUGUGGACAUCUUAUAAGACUAGAACCAGAAAACCUCACCAUAGUUAAAAGUGUCUUCCUAGGAAUGAAAGGCGACUUUGAACCUUUACACAUCAUGCUUACUCAUCAUUCUGCUGCCGUGAGGUCCAGGAUCUGUAGCCUGAUAGGGAACCUCCUCAAACACAACAACUACUUCUACUCCACCCUCAAACAAAAGGAAAAAAUAUUUAUUGCACUGUCAAAGUGUUUAAAAGAUGAAGAUCCCAAUGUGAGAAAGGGAGCCACUUAUGCUAUUGGCAAUGCUGCAUUCCACUCAUCAGAGCUGUACAUGAAGCUGAAGCCAGUGAUUCCAACAUUGGUGGAGUUGCUACGGGAUCCUAUGGCCAAAACUAGGUCAAAUGCUGCCAGUGCCUGUGGCAAUUUUGGAAUUCAUUCCAAUGUUCUGGUGUCUGAUUUGAAGAAAUCCAAAGUUGUUGUCAGGUUAUUAGACUUAGCCUGCCAUGAGCAGCAACAGAGUGUUCAGAUUAGUGCAAUACUGGCCCUGAGGAGUCUCACCAAGCUGGACGAUCUGAGGAAGGAGAUGAUUACCCAAAAUGCCAUAGACAAAUUGAACAACGUUACUGUGGCCAACACACCGCGCCCUUCGUCCUCCAUUAUGUCACACUCUCACCUGGUACAAGUCAACAGAAGUGUCCACAGCAGUCACGGCCAGGGUAACGCCACCGUACACACACACUGUAGCAAGCUCGUCAAAGUAUUACAAGGAAAAACAUGAUGCUACAAACCUGAAAGUAAGCUCGUCAAAGUUUUACAAGGCAAAACAUGAUCUUACACACCUGACAGUGAAAGAAACUUGCUGGUCUAGCUGCGAGGCCAAAAAUAUGUGAUCUCAAGCA
Molecule: messenger RNA, 4343 nt
Organism: Saccostrea cuccullata (small rock oyster)
Lineage: Eukaryota; Metazoa; Mollusca; Bivalvia; Ostreida; Ostreidae
Product: serine/threonine-protein kinase 36-like
Exons: 32
Coding region: 149-4222 (1357 amino acids)
Biological process (GO): protein phosphorylation
Cellular component (GO): cytoplasm
Molecular function (GO): ATP binding; protein kinase activity
Source: RefSeq, a predicted model, not a curated record